UUUCAAGGAAAGAGGGUACUAAGAUAAGGGUUUAUUUCUUCUAAAAUCUCAAAUUGAAUUGACAGUUGGACCCAAAAUGGUAAAUUGGCUAGUCAAGACAAAAACAGAAUGACAAGAUAUCUCUUACCAAUAAAAUAAUCAAUCAAAAAAUAUAGUAAUAGUAGUGAAAAAACCAAGGGGUCCGCAUGUAUACAAACCCUUCUCUUUCUAGUCUUUACUUAGACCCAACACCAACUUUACAAAAAGCCAGUUUCCUGGAAGAACCCCAUUUCUCAAAUUGCUAAGCGCCUACCAUGUUCAUGCACCUUUCCUUCUCCAUAUAUAAACCACUCCCCCACCCUUUCACUUCGCCUUGUUCUUAGCUUUAUACACUCUUCAAUCAAAUUAGAUCUCUCCUGAGUGUAAUUAAAGAUGGAAGCAAUGAAUGGGUGUUCAUCUUCUACGUCAUCAUCCGAUGCAUCUUCUUCAGAGACAUCUUUCUCUGCGAGGGGGGCUUCCAACAAAGUUGAGAAGAUCAAAGGUCCUUGGAGUGCGGAAGAAGAUAGGAUUUUGACUCGACUUGUUGAAAGAUAUGGACCUAGAAAUUGGUCUUUGAUAAGCCGUUAUAUAAAGGGUCGAUCAGGGAAAUCUUGCAGGCUUAGAUGGUGUAACCAGCUCAGCCCCAAUGUUGAGCACCGUCCAUUUUCUCAAGCUGAGGAUGAGACUAUCUUGGCUGCUCAUGCUAGGUAUGGUAACAGGUGGGCCACCAUUGCUAGAUUGCUUCCGGGAAGGACUGAUAAUUCUGUGAAGAAUCAUUGGAACUCGACGUUGAAGAGGAGGGCAAGAGAAGGGCAACAUCAUCAUCAUCAACAACAACAACAACAGCUGCUGCUACAUCAACAGGAACAGAUCAUACAGAGUCAUCAUCAGCAAAUGGGUGGUGGUGAUAGUGCAUUGGGAUCUGUGGGGAUGAUGAUGGAUGAGGAAGCCUUGACGGCGUUGACUCUAGCACCGCCUGGUAGUGGAAGUGCGGUGGUGGCGGAGAGGAGCAGGAGCAGAGAGGAGAGAGUGCCGGCGGAGUUCUGGGAUGUGAUGAGAGAUGUGAUAGCCAGAGAAGUUAGAGAAUAUAUGAGCUCAACGUUAUUGGCUGAGACAUCAGGGUUUCAUUAGGACAAAAAUAUAUAUA
Molecule: messenger RNA, 1165 nt
Organism: Durio zibethinus
Lineage: Eukaryota; Viridiplantae; Streptophyta; Magnoliopsida; Malvales; Malvaceae
Biological process (GO): regulation of DNA-templated transcription
Cellular component (GO): nucleus
Molecular function (GO): RNA polymerase II cis-regulatory region sequence-specific DNA binding; DNA-binding transcription factor activity, RNA polymerase II-specific
Source: RefSeq, a predicted model, not a curated record